Acanthosepion pharaonis is the source of this 1245-nucleotide messenger RNA. Lineage: Eukaryota; Metazoa; Mollusca; Cephalopoda; Sepiida; Sepiidae. The record is from the annotation of a GenBank genome assembly.
AUGCACGUAGGGCUCAAUCAGGCGUCGGUUAAUGACCCCAGCCCCCUCAGACUGGAAUGGAUGUCCCCCACGCUUCAGUUUGAUAUUAUUUUGAAAAUUUUCCGGCGAAAUGGCCAGAUUAUUUCCUUUUACUCUAAACUUCUGCUCCCCUAUUCUCAACAAAAAGCACAAAUUAUCACCAGUCUCUCUUACUCUCAAUUUCUCUUUCUCUCUCUCUCUCUCUCUCUCUCUCUCGUUCCUUCCCUUCAUUCUCUCUUUUUAGCGACCUUACUGACAAGCAGUAUCUCACUCUCUUUCUCUCUUCUAAACACCAUCUCACUAUUACUCUCCAACAGAUACUCCCGCAUUUUCUCUCCUACUUUCUUUCACUUCCACCUAUAUCUUUUCUCAAUUCUCUCUUACUCUCAAUUUCUCUUUCUCUCUCUCUCUCUCUCUCUCUCUCGUUCCUUCCUUCAUUCUCUCUUUUUAGCGACCUUACUGACAAGCAGUAUCUCACUCUCUUUCUCUCUUCUAAACACCAUCUCACUAUUACUCUCCAACAGAUACUCCCGCAUUUUCUCUCUCACUUUCUUUCACUCUCCACCUAUAUCUUUUUCUCACUCUCUACGUUUCAAUACAAAACUCUCUCUUUGUUACUCUCUAGCUCCCUCGCUCUCGCUCACACUCUCUCACCAUUUCUCUUACACUCCAGCUCUUUCUUUUUUUAGAGACUUUUUCUCAAUCUUUUUCUCUCUCUUUUGCUCUCCAACUCUUUUACUCAAGAACUUCCCUUCUCUCUCCAACGUCCUUACUCUCCAGUACAUGCCGCUACUUGCUCUCUAUCCAACUGUCACUCUUAUUCGGCAGUAUUAUCUCUUGUCUCAUUCUUGCACUUCAACUCAUUUCUUUCUCUCUCAAUACCCUACCUUCGUUCUUACUUUCCAGUUCAUUUUCUUUCUUCACCUCUUUUUUUUACUCUCUGUCACUCUCUCUUACUAUCCAGCUUUCUGUUUUUUUCCAGCUCUCUCUAAAAUUUUCUCUCGCUUUCCGUCUUUUUUUAAUUUCGAACACUCUUUCCAAUACACGCUUUUGUUAUCUAGCUUUCUAAUUCUUACUCUCCAGUACUGUCUCUUUCUUACUUUCCACCUUUCUUUCUUUCUUCUCAGCACUCUCUCUCUCUCUUUCUUUCUCUCUCUCUCUCUCUCUCUCUCUCUCUCUCUCUCUUACUAUACAGCUUUCUGUUUUGUUCCUUCUAGGUCUCCUUAA